Papilio xuthus (Asian swallowtail) is the source of this 2751-nucleotide messenger RNA. RefSeq names its product 1-phosphatidylinositol 4,5-bisphosphate phosphodiesterase epsilon-1. Lineage: Eukaryota; Metazoa; Arthropoda; Insecta; Lepidoptera; Papilionidae. The transcript is spliced from 21 exons. The coding region runs from base 1 to 2751 and encodes 916 amino acids. The record is from RefSeq and is a predicted model, not a curated record. Gene Ontology annotation, molecular function: guanyl-nucleotide exchange factor activity; phosphatidylinositol-4,5-bisphosphate phospholipase C activity. Gene Ontology annotation, biological process: Ras protein signal transduction; phosphatidylinositol-mediated signaling; G protein-coupled receptor signaling pathway.
AUGAACCAUAAAUCCAAGAAGUUGAAGGCAUUUUGGUUCACGGUAUCUGAUGAGCCACUUCCAGUGCUGGACUUCCUCUCCGCCGCGUUACUCUCGGCGGAAUACGAGCGAGCCCUGGGCAGAGCACUAGCUAUGUCAGAAUGUAGACUGAUACCGUUCUUUGGAGCUUUUCUUAGGAAAUUAAGAGAAAUUCUGGCUACGACGCCAUCUUUGACUAGUACACAUUCUGUUACAUCAACACCCACUCCGACACAAAGAAGAGAAUUUAAAAGAGAUUCACUGAAAGAAGAAAGGAGAGACAGCAAACGAGAAAGCAAGAGAACAGAUCAGAGUACGACGACAAGUCCUAUGAGAAGCAGUAGUAAACGGGACCCGAGAUUAACAGAGAACGACAUACAUGUGUACAUAGCAUCUUUCGACGAGGAAGGUGAACAGGAACCUGGUUGGAAACGCGUCGGUCCCGAAGGUCUGGUCAACUUGGAGAAAGUCUACCGCACGCAGGCUGUCAUGGACCACAUCUCGAGUAUACACCAACAUAGAUACGCUCUCUCCAGGACCACGCAGCCAGUCUUCGGGGAUUACUUAAGAACAGCAAUCAACAUAUGCGAGGAGCCAGUCUUCGCGCCCUCACAGAAGACCAGCGGAGGCGAGUUUGAAAACGAGGCAUUAUACGAACUGGAAGGUGGAGGAUACUGCCCAGUGCAGCCGCUGCCUCACGACCACGGAGUCACCAUGUUUCCCCUCGCGCCUCAGAACGGAGAAAGGAUGGAUAGACAUGUUCUGCAGAUAAUGCAUCACGGCACCGCCUGUGUGGUUGGCGAGGCGGAAUGGAACGGGACAUUCGCACAUCUCAGAUUAGAACGAGCUUGCGCCUUAUUAACAUGGUGUAGAACAGCUCAUAGACCACAGUCACAACAUGGUGAAACCCCAUCAGAGAACGUACAGCAACCAGAAAUUAAUCUCUCAUAUAAUCCUGAAGAAGUUAUACCUAUUAAAUACACAGCGCAUCUAGCUCAUGAGAACGAAGCGGGAAUUGUAGGGGAUGAGGGUUUCAUAGACCUGCAGUGUGUCAAAGACAUGCGUUUGGGCGGGAAACUAUUAGAACCGCGAGAUGUCGCUGAUUUGAUCUCCUGCGGAAAGAGACACGGCUUGGAUGAUUGUGGAAGUCCAAAGAUAAUUACUUUAGUGUACGGAAGAACAUUAAGUGAUAACAGAAUUGUACAUUUUUUACUACCAAAUUAUUCCUACAGGGUAUGGGCUGUGGGUCUCCACGCUGUGAUCAGAGCGCUGAUGACUCAGACUAAGCUUGCAGAUCGGAGUCUCGCUUGGCUAAAGAACAAGUACACCGCUUUAUAUUAUGAGGACAAUUGCUGCUGUGAACCUGUCGUCUCUGACGCUAUUAGGGUAUUUGGUGGUAGAGAAUCAGCUUGCGCUGUAUCAUCCCACUCUACACCAGUUCGGGGAGCAUACACUGACUCACAUUCCGACUCGCUAAGAACUUCUGGGAUCAAAUUCAAGAAAAACAAAUCAACAUCGGAAUUGAAGAGUUCACCAAAGAAUUACGGCGCGACGUUUUCCGGUCUUCGAGAAGACGAUGUUCCUCAGGGAUCACCUAGACACAGUUCUUACUCAGCAGCAGCUGGUCAUCAUCAGCAUUGUCCACCACGGCACAGCAGUCUUACUACUGCAGCUACCACCAUCAUGUCAGGCUCACCCAAUAGGAGCAGUCUACGAAGACUGGAUACUAGUGAGAGAUUCUGGGAGCAUCUGAAAAAUUUACGGACUGGCUCAGUUAAUUACGAUACACAAUUAGACUUUAUUGAUUUCGUCGCACUAUUUAGAAGUUUCAGUUUAGUAAUGCGGUCAGAAUUACGAGACGUGUUCGAACAGUUAGCAGUCCCAAGACCUCGUUGCCCACUGCUGGGCGCUGAGAAGAGUCGGAGCUCACCAGAGCUGUUCCGCAACAAGACUGCUUUCAGAACAGGUCUAUUAACGAGGAAUGGAUCUUUGGACCUGGAUCCUCCAAGCGAUAAAGCCAACAGGAAGAAAGACUUUGAUCUACUAGCAGCUGCAGCGUUACCAGGAGCAUGUCCGGACAUGAGCGGACGCGUCCUCUCUCUGCCAACGCUAGGCAAGUUCUGCGAGACAAGACAAAACGAACCGAAGAAUGAACAGCAACUGAAAGAUAUUAUACACAGACAUGAACCAGACCCAUCAUUAAGAGCGGAAAACUGUCUAUCAUUCGAAGGUUUCGUCCGAUUUCUGACUGACAAAGAUAACUACGCAUUCGUUCCUGAACAGAGAAGGCAGCAAGUCAACAGCUAUUUUGGGAAACCAGCUCAAGAAGAAGAAGAGAAGAGUAGAACCAUAUCAAGACAAAUGGAAGGACCUUUGAGUCGAUAUUACAUAGCAAGCAGUCAUAACACUUAUCUAACUGGUCAUCAACUUAAAGGAGAGUCUUCUGUUGAGUUAUACAGCCAAGUGUUGCUAACAGGCUGCAGAUGUGUAGAACUGGACUGCUGGGAUGGAGACGAUGGCAGUCCUGUCAUCUACCACGGGCAUACGUUCACCACAAAAAUACCUUUCAGAAGAGUCGUGGAAACUAUUGCCAGAAGCGCGUUUGUAACAUCUCCGUACCCUUUGAUUUUGAGUAUCGAGAACCAUUGCAGUUUACCACAGCAGCAAGUCAUGGCCAGCACAUUCGAGGUCAGUGUGUACAUGUACCAUCAUCACCGAGGGGCUCAUAGGUGA